UCUCUGUCGGGGCGUAUUGUGGGGGGCGUGUGGUGGUUCUUCACCCUCAUUAUCAUCUCCUCCUAUACGGCCAACCUGGCUGCCUUCCUCACAGUAGAGAGGAUGGUGUCGCCCAUAGAGAGUGCUGAGGACCUGGCUAAACAGACAGACAUCGCCUACGGUACCCUAGACUCCGGCUCCACUAAAGAGUUCUUCAGGGUGAGUAUAGUACUGGACUGGACACCAGCUGUGUCUGUUUUAUCAUAUUAUGGCCUUGUCCUAGAGAUGUAGGAUCUUUUAAUUUGAGCUAGUUACCUACAGCAACAGGAAAUGUGAAUUAUUAUGUGGAUUAUAAUUCAUGGACAUACAAAUUUAAAAUUAAAGUGUAAGGGAAAAUCAAGUCUGUAAAUUAAAAACUUCAGAAGCCUUUUAAAAACCUCAAAUACAGUACAAGUUUUACAUGUCCAGUUCUCCUGGAACAGGGUGAUCAAAUUAAGAUCCUACAUCUGUAUUUCGUAGGCUUUUUGUGUAUGUAGGAAUAUAAAGUUAAAAGGUGAGUAGUACUGAAUGGAUCAGCUCACACACACACACACACACACACACACAACACCAUGUGUAGUACACAAUACUGAUCAGUUCACCCAAGCAUACUCAUUCACUGGGGGAGGAGUGUGUGCUUUUACUGUAACAGUUUUCAGACAAUACUUACUCCACCAGUAACUCUCUACAGUACACUAACUAACCCCCAUGUCCUCCUCUCUAUUUUGCUAUGCUCUCUCUAUGCUCUCUCUCCACCCUCCUCCACCUCUACUCUUCCUCCACCCCUCCCCCGAUCUGACGCAAAACAACCACAGAGGUCAAAGAUCGCGGUCUACGAGAAGAUGUGGGGCUACAUGAAGUCAGCCGAACCGACUGUGUUUACCAAGAACACACAGGAGGGGGUUGUACGUGUGCGGAAGAGCAAAGGGAAGUACGCUUUCCUGUUGGAGUCAACCAUGAACGAGUACACAGAACAGCGGAAACCCUGCGACACCAUGAAGGUCGGCGGCAACCUGGACUCCAAAGGAUAUGGAGUGGCCACCCCCAAAGGUUCACUGUUAAGGUGGGUGGAGUAGUAUAACAAUAUGUCCAAGCUGUGCGUGUUGUUAUGUUAUUCCACCUUCCCUGGCGUGCUGCCUGAUCAUGUAAAAUAACGCUCAUAUAACGCUCAUGUAACGCUCAUGUAACACUUAUUUUAUUUUUAAUUUUGUUUGCGUUUGGUUUGAAUGCUUUUUUCAUGCAUAGUGAUUGUGAAGGUGAAGGUAGUGGCUUUUACAUUUGUGUUUGGUCUGCAUGCGGUCAUGGCAACAGUUGUUUUUGUUGCAGCUCUACUUCUUCGUUGUCAGGUGAUGUUUGUGCUGCUUUAUGUUGGUGUGCCAGUGGGAGUUGAAACAGCAUGUUGAAACUAUGCAUAAAUGCCCUAGAUAAGUCAAAAUAUGACUCUAAUAUAUUACUAUGACCAAUGUUGCACAAUUCUGGCAACUUUCCCCAAAUUCCUGGAUUUCCUGCUUAUUCCCUCCUGAAUCCGGGAAUAUUCCGAACUGGGAUUUAGGGAACACAUGGGAAUUUUGGGAAGGUUAACGGAAUGUUGCAACCCUAACUGUACUAAAUAGGGAAUAGAGUGCUAUUUGGGAUGUAGACAUAGUUAAUGUCAUAUGAGAUGGUGGGAUAUAAGUGAUGUGAAUGCGAGCCAUGUCAAUGCUCAGUCCUGUCUGACUUGGCUAGACUGGAGCUGCUUUAUACACACAGUGGAAUUUACAGACUUGCCUAAAAAUAAAGAAUUCCCAGUCACUGCUGGGAGUUACAGUUUCACUUCGCCAAAACGAGUGUGUGUGUGUGUGUGUGUUCCUACGUGUACUAGGCACAAUUUCAUUAAUCCAUUGCCAAAGGACUGAUAAAAUAUUUUUGGGAGGGAAAAUACACUGCAAAUGAUAAAAGCAAACAAACACCCCUUAGCAAGUUAUCUCAGUCGAUACUAUAAUGCUCAGACUAUCAAUUACUGAAUACUGCUUCCGGUUUACCAUAUAUCCUUUAAUAAAUGGAAAAUGAAACAAAUAGCCAUGAUCACAUGUAAACUGUAGAGAGGAGAACUUCAGUGCAGAAUGUAAACUAUAGAUCUAUGUUGUUGACCACCUGACCCUUGAUAGGGCCUACAGAGCAUUCUGUCUCUCUCAAUCAAUCAAUCAAUCAAGUUUAUUUUAUAAAGCCCUUUUUACAUCAGCAGUUGCCACAAAGUGCUUUACAGACAAAGGUUGAUAAAAGGUCAAAAACACAGUUCUGAUAAAUGUAACAGUUGCAUAAUGGAGUGGGAUACUCAAUACUUUUUGACUGGCAUGUGUUUGAGUGGUCAUAACAGACGUUUGCGCAAUUGUACAAUCAAAGGGAAAUUUGCUUUGUACAAGCAAGAGUUGGAAUGUGCAUUGCUUUUCUUUUUAAAUAAAUUGAUCCAGCAACAAUUAUGUGACAAGUGAAUUAACACCCACAAAAACAGGAACAUAAUGGCUGGAAAGUGGGGAAUCCUGAGGUGGGCUGGAAAUGCGCAUUGCUAGACACACAGACGCAAGCACGCACGCACACACACUAUUUCCACUGAACUCAUCUGAAUCCAACACCAAUCCUUCCCCAUCUGUAAAUUCCACUGACAAUGCUUCUCUAGAAGGCAACAACAUGGGUUUGCAAUGCAAGCAACAACUGGUGCAGGGUUUACCCACUGUUUUCAGCAAGAGGAGUCACUGACAGAUCAUGGUAGUUCCCGAUGGAGGCCAUUUUUUUUCAGUAUUAUUAUCGGUUGCUUUCCCCUGCUCAGACGUUGCAUGCAUCAACCAAUGGUUGCGUGCCAUUUCAUCGACUGUGUCAUUACUGACAAAUUGCUAUAACAUAUGAUGUGGUUAGCUGAUACGUAAAAUACCUAUCCAGGCAUUGUAAGAUCUGGCAGGCGUCAGCAAUGCCUGGGCAAAGGAACGCGCCCAUCAUCUUCUGUCAGUCACUUCUCCUGGUCACCAUGGAAACCCACCAAUCAGCAUGCAGAGCAGCUAUAUUGUCAGACAAGGCUGCAAUUUCACACGGCAUUAACCCUAAAGUGACUUUAAAAGGGUUAGUUUAAUUAUAUUUUUAUACUUCUCUUCUCAUCAGCUUUUACUGAAAGAUUUAUUUUACUAAUGUUUCUAUCAGUUAUAUUUCUGUCUCUCUCAUUUAUGGUGUGUACUUGAUGUUACUGCAAUGUACAGUCUUGGUCAAAAGUUUUGAGAAUGACACAAGUAUUGGUCUUCACAAAGUUUGCUGCUUCAGUGUUUUUAGAUAUUUUUGUCAGAUGUUACUAUGGUAUGCAAAGUGUCAAUAUUUGCAGUGCUGACCCUUCUUUUUCAAGACCUCUGCAAUCUGCCCUGGCAUGCUGUCAAUUAACUUCUGGGCCACAUCCUGACUGAUGGCAGCCCAUUCUUGCAUAAUCAAUGCUUGGAGUUUGUCAGAAUUUGUGGGGUUUUGUUUGUCCACCCGCCUCUUGAGGAUUGACCACAAGUUCUCAAUGGGAUUAAGGUCUGGGGAGUUUCCUGGCCAUGGACCCAAGAUUUCGAUGUUUUGUUCCCAGAGCCACUUAGUUAUCACUUUUGCCUUAUGGCAAGGUGCUCCAUCAUGCUGGAAAAGGCAUUGUUCGUCACCAAACUGUUCUUGGAUGGUUGGGAGAAGUUGCUCUCGGAGGAUGUGUUGGUACCAUUCUUUAUUCAUGGCUGUGUGCUUAGGAAAAAUUGUGAGUGAGCCCACUCCCUUGGCUGAGAAGCAACCCCACACAUGAAUGGUCUCAGGAUGCUUUACUGUUGGCAUGACACAGGACUGAUGGUAGCGCUCACCUUGUCUUCUCCAGACAAGCUUUUUUCUGGAUGCCCCAAACAAUCAGAAAGGGGAUUCAUCAGAGAAAAUGACUUUACCCCAGUCCUCAGCAGUCCAAUCCCUGUACCUUUUGCAGAAUAUCAGUCUGUCCCUGAUGUUUUUCCUGGAGAGAAGUGGCUUCCUCGCUGCCCUUCUUGACACCAGGCCAUCCUCCAAAAGUCUUCGCCUCUCUGUGCGUGCAGAUGCACUCACACCUGCCUGCUGCCAUUCCUGAGCAAGCUAUACACUGGUGGUGCCCCGAUCCCGCAGCUAAAUCAACUUUAGGAGACGGUCCUGGCGCUUGCUGGACUUUCUUGGGCGCCCUGAAGCAUUCUUCACAACAAUUGAACCUCUCUCCUUGAAGUUCUUGAUGAUCCGAUAAAUGGUUGAUUUAGGUGCAAUCUUACUAGCAGCAAUAUCCUUGCCUGUGAAGCCCUUUUUGUGCAAAGCAAUGAUGACGGCAAGUGUUUCCUUGCAGGAAACCAUGGUUAACAGAGGAAGAACAAUGAUUUCAAGCACCACCCUCCUUUUAAAGCUUCCAGUCUGUUAUUCUAACUCAAUCAGCAUGACAGAGUUAUCUCCAGCCUUGUCCUCAUCAACACUCUCACCUGUGUUAAUGAGAGAAUCACUGACAUCACUGUCUGCAUCACUGUCUGCUGGUCCUUUUGUGGCAGGACUGAAAUGCAGUGGAAAUGUUUUUGGGGGAUUAAGUUCAUUUUCAUGGCAAAGAGGGACUUUGCAAUUAAUUGCAAUUCAUCUGAUCACUCUUCAUAACAUUCUGGAGUAUAUGCAAAUUGCCAUCAUAAAAACUGAGGCAGCAGACUUUGUGAAAAUUAAUAUUUGUGUAAUUCUCAAAACUUUUGACCACGACUGUAGAGUUAAAAGGCACUGAAUGCACGUGGACAAAUCUCUCUUGAUGCAAGUUUUACUCCCCUGAAUCAAAAUAUACAGUAUAUAUAACAUGACGUUACUAUACAAUCAUUUCCCUAUGGGCCCUGGUCAAUAUAUGCACUAUAUAGAGAACAGGGUGCCAUUUUGGACGAACAAUAUGUGUAAUGGAGUCUAACCAUCAAUCAAGUUGUGUAAAGAAAUACAAAAUACAUUCUGGUCAGUGGCCACAGGGAUAAAACCAAGGGGAAAAAUGUAGAUUUAAGUGUAAUUUACUGUAAUUUAGUUUCCUUGGAUAAAACUCUGAAGUGAACCAAGUCCCAACGAGAGGAUUGUCCGUUCUGUGUAUGAGGGUCCAAUCUGUGGGGCAAGUACAAAUUUCCACUGAAGUCUAAAUUUAACUUAGUUUCCCAUUGGCAUCAAUGCAUGACUAAUUGAAAAUGUUUGACUUAAGUGGAAGUUAGGCUUUGUCCCCUGUGUAUGGAUUGAGGGUGGGAGAGUGAGGGAGGGUUUAUUGUUACAGAUAGAACAUUAACACACCCCUAUUUCCACCCUUGUGCCCCCUUUACAAUCCCCCCCUUCCCCCUCCUAUCCCUAAUUGGAUGCUAUUGACUCACCUUCACUCACCCAAAUAUGUUUUAUCGUUUUCAAGAAGCGCAGUUAACCUGGCAGUGUUAAAACUGAAUGAACAAGGCCUGUUGGACAAAUUGAAAAACAAGUGGUGGUACGACAAGGGAGAGUGUGGCAGCGGCGGAGGUGGCGAGAAGGUUAGCCACCCGUGUGUCAGCCCCAUGCCGAUUGGGUAAAACUGUUGCCGUGGUAAUGGGGGCAUCUGCCGGGGUGACACCCAUCCAGCCAAUAGUUGAGGCUUCACAGUAACGGCCUUCGAUUGGUUGUUGUGAGAUAGGCCCCGGCAGUAUGUGCCCGUUCCAGAAAGCGAUGCAGUGGGGGCCCCAUGUAUAUGUCUGUAGCGCUCAGCCCCUCAGGCGCCCCCUCCUCUACCACGAGCAUAGAGACAUGUAAACCAAUGGGGCCCCUGUCUCCGUCACUUCCAGCUGUUAAGUGCUCUGUAUGGGCUCUUUAGGUUUCUGACUGAAUAACAUAAAAUAACAUGUCCUAUGAUGUUAUUUAUGUUAUUUCCCCCUCCCCCCUGACCCUUCCCCGACCCCUCGACCUCACACGUGCGGUUUCGAAGAACUCCGGUAAACCUAGCCGUGUUGAAACUGAGUGAAUCAGGCAUCUUAGACAAGCUGAAAAACAAAUGGUGGUACGAUAAGGGCGAGUGUGGACCCACGGCCUCAGGAAGUAAGGUCAGUCUCCUGCAAGUCCUGGGACCACACCUCCUCACUGACUGUUCUGAUGUCCCACUGAUGAACCCAUCGCAGACAGACAGACAGACAGACAGACAGACAGACAGACAGAUAGGAAGACAGGCAGGCCGACAGAGAGAUUGGUAGGCAUGCAGGCAGAUAGGGAGACAGGAGAGCAGGCAGGCAGGCUGACACACACACACAAACAUAGGACAGAGAGACUGAAGGCGUAGCCUGAGGGAUACAACACAUCAAACUAGAAGGCAUGCUCACAAUUCAGUGGUAGAAACAGCACAGCAAUGUAUGAAAUGAUGAGACCUGCAGGAUCACAUUCAUAUGGUUGUUACCUGUAUCUGUGCCACACUUAGUAGGGCACUUAGCAAUGAAUGUAUUCAAGUUGUGCAGUUGUGAUGUCCCGGCAGAUUAUUAGUAUCAUAUAAUUAGAAUGAGUAGAACAGGCUUGAAACCUAUUAUUUUUCAAUGUUAGUAUGCCAGUCAUUCUAGCCCACUCUAGAUUGGAUAUAGCAAGUUUAUCAGUUGGGCACUACUCAAGCAUGUAAUGAGAACUCCUGCCUCAGCAAAGCAGCAUGUAAACGCCUUAGCAGCAAAACAACUUUUCAAUCAAGUCCUUGUCAAGUGUACAGUAUUUCCUUGUCAAGUAUAAUUAAAAAGUAUUUAUCCAGUUUUGUUUGAAUGUGCUCACUCACACACUCCCAUCAGCAGUAGAUCAGAUGCAUGACAAGGCAAGGCAGUGUUUAGUGAAGUCUCUAACCUGAACAGAUUCCUUUUGAAAAGAAAGCCUCCUACUUUAGGAGCAGGUAACUAACCUGCUCCCAAAGAGGAGAUAAGAAAUGUGAGAGAGCUGCUCUCGUGUGUCUUAAAGCACAGCGUCUAAUUACAAAAUGACAAUAAGCAGAGAUAACAGAGGGCUAGGGAGCUACUUGAGAGUUUAGACUGAGGAAAAAACAGCCUGUUGACAAUUGUUGACAGCUAGCAAACUAGAAUAAUUGUGUUCCUCUUUAAUUGCUGUAAAAACAUCAUAGUCACGCUUUAGAUUGGUUGGCAUGGUAACUUCAUGAUGAUAACGGCUAAAGCGCUAGCCACAGAGCUCAGAGCUAGAGAAGGUCUGAACUGGAAAGUGUGUUUGUGUGUGUUUUUGUGUGUGUGUGUGUGACACACACACACACACACAAACACACUUUCCAGUUCAGACCUUCUAGCUGUCAACAAUUGUCAACAGGCAGUUUUUUCCUCAGUCUAAACUCUCAGGUAGCUCCCUAGCCCUCUGUUAUCUGUGUUUGUGUGUGUGUGUGUAACAAAGUGUGUGUGUGUGUGUUAGAUUUGUUAACUUUGUAUUUGUGUACUUGUGUUGUAAUGUGUAAUAUAAUUGCCUGGUAUUUUAUGUAUGAGUAUGUAUGUGAGUCUGUGUUUGCGUUUAUGUGUUCUCAGCCCCCCACCACUGUCACACCGCUGACAUCCUGUCUGCCCUGUGUCUCUCCUCCAACCCCCCAGGACAAGUCGUCCCAGGCCCUGUCGUUGAGCAACGUGGCGGGGGUCUUCUAUAUCCUUGUGGGGGGCCUGGGCCUGGCCAUGCUGGUGGCCCUCAUUGAAUUCUGCUACAAGUCCCGGAACGAGGCCAAGCGAAUGAAGGUGGAGGCACCGAUGUCUGAACACCACCACCCAAACCACCACCACCACCUCCCCCACCACCUAACCCCUAGCAGCCCCCGGCCCAGCUGCUCCAGCCCCAGAACAAGCCCUCACCCCAGUCACAGUCCUGGCUAUAGUCCCGGCCACACCCCCAGCCCUUCCCCAAGCACCCACAACUUAGCCACGUAUAGUGAGGUUUUCGACGGGUAUGGGAGCGAUGAUGGGAGCGAUGGGGAUGUUAUGAUA
This is a messenger RNA of Coregonus sp. 'balchen', 7976 nucleotides long. NCBI's taxonomy places the organism in Eukaryota, Metazoa, Chordata, Actinopteri, Salmoniformes, Salmonidae. The record is from the annotation of a GenBank genome assembly.